Messenger RNA from Cutaneotrichosporon oleaginosum, 5007 nucleotides. RefSeq lists its product as uncharacterized. Gene Ontology annotation, biological process: signal transduction; regulation of small GTPase mediated signal transduction. Gene Ontology annotation, molecular function: GTPase activator activity. Lineage: Eukaryota; Fungi; Basidiomycota; Tremellomycetes; Trichosporonales; Trichosporonaceae. Gene Ontology annotation, cellular component: cytoplasm. The record is from RefSeq and is a predicted model, not a curated record.
UCGUCCACAACACACAAGCUGUGCGCGCGCGCCCUCCACAGCAUUGCUUGCCACCUAGACGGCUUCUUGCCAUCUACCGCAGGUCAUCCACCGACAUAUGACCUCGCCCAACUUCAACGGCCCAGGUGCUUCAAGGCGCGACUCGGCCGCUAUCCAGGCGAGCAGCCUCGGUGGUCACCACAGCGGCAUGUUGGCCCAACCUUCAGGCUAUUACGUUGGCAACAGCGGCGCCGGCGGCAGCAGCAGCAGCAGCAGCAGCUAUGCCCAGGCCGACAGACUCGACCGGCCCUCUCUAGACAACAUGGGCGGUGCAUCCGGAUCACGCCGCCCAUCUGCCAACUCGAUACAAUCCAGCCAUCAUUCAACAUCCCCCAAUCUCAUCUCUAAUCCUCCUCUCUCCCCGACCUCUGUGUCGUCUUCCUCCACCUAUCCAUGGAUGACACCCCGCGGCGAGUAUAGCGACAUGAGCGCAAGUGGCACUCUUUCGUCAAGCCCCCAAGCCGCAAUGUCACAAUUGCCCCAGCAUUAUCAGCUCCCUUCCCCCAUGGAUCACCCUCGUAAACAUUACAAUCUUCUGCGUAUAGCCACCCCGAAUGACCGCAAUGCGCAUUCACCGAGCACCGACGACACCGAGGAAGGCGCCCCGCGUAGCGCACCCUCCGUUUCCAGUCCACUCGCUGGCCCAGCUCAGCCUUUUGCUGGAACCCCGCUGCGCUCCGCCUCGGACCCAUCACGCACUGGCGACCAAGGGUCGGGCAGGAGCUCACCCAUGACCUCCCCAGCGGGGGGCCCGGACCCUCAAGCUGCUUACUUCAAGUCGAGGUCGCAGGAUGGCUCUGGCUUACCACUACCACGACGAGGCUCCUCGUUUACAAAUAUGGCUGCGUUGGAACACCAAGCCAGGCGAUCCGAUACCCCCACUUCUACCACAUCGUCUCAACAAGCUACAACCUUGCAAAUACAGCAACAGCCACCACCAAAUACAAAGCGUUCAGGAUCCACAACGAGCUGCGCCAAGUGCGGCAACACCGUGCAUGGCCAGUUUGUCCGAGCUCUUCAUCAGGUGUACCACCUGGACUGCUUCCGCUGUAAGGACUGUGACAAGGUUGUCGCCCAAAAGUUCUUCCCAAUCGAAGACGAGGGAAGCCAGUAUCCCUUGUGCGAGCGCGACUAUUUUGCGCGGUUGGGCUUGAUCUGCGCCAAGUGUGACCAGGCGUUGCGGUCCAGCUACAUUACCGCAUGCGGGCAAAAGUUCCAUGUCGAGCACUUUUCGUGUUCUGUUUGCGACACCGUCUUUGGCGCCAACGACUCGUAUUACGAACACCGAGGCCAUGCUUAUUGCCAUUACCAUUACUCGAUUAGCUUUGCAAACAAAUGUGUUGGUUGCGAGACCGCCAUCUUGAAACAGUUCGUCGAGAUCAACCGCAACGGCAAGGAUGAGUGCUGGCAUCCAGAGUGUUACAUGAUUCACAAGUUUUGGAACGUACGUCUCGCCUCGCGGAACUUUGCGACUCCUGCGAAUGCGACUCCUGUGAGUUCAUCACUCUCCUUGAUGGAGAUCACCACGAAGGGUGGUAUGAAGCCCAUGACCCAUACCUCGUCGCCUUCUGGAAGCACCAGUCCUGGAUGGGGCAACGACAUGACUGCCGAGGAGCUCAAGGAACGGCAAAUCGCCAUGGAACUCAAGGUCUCACAAAUCUGGCUCGUCUUGUCGGGCUUUGAGGAGAGCUCGGCCGCGUGCAUCGGUGAAAUGCUCCGCGUGGUUAAUGAGCGCAAGCUCCUCGAUGUCAUCCUUGUGGCCGAGAAGUUUAUUCUGCACGUCGAGACAUUGUUCGCCGUCAUUGAUGACCUUGAGGCGCAGUUUGCCAAGGUUGGAGCCAAGGGCAUGUCUCAUUCCCGUGAGGCCAAGCACCUCUGCCGGAAGCUCGUCAACUUCUUCCAAAUGCUAUCGCAGAUCACGCCCCAGUCGUUCCCCGACAUGAAGACGCUCUUGCUGCAAGUCACCCAACUUGCUCACUACCUCAAGAUCACCAUUCGCAUCGCACUCACGGGCGCAAUCAAGCUUGACCGUGAGCAAUCCAAUCCUGAGGCCAUGACAAACGCACUCGCAAGGUUGCAUCUCCUCGCCCUCGACGGUGCCGAUCCGUCAUUGCAGAAGCGUGGAGACUAUGCCGCCCCAACCACGCCGCUCGAGCCUUGGACAGGUAACGAGUCCCCGGAGGAGAUGGCACGGCGCAGCUACGACUCCCUGACGCGCAAUCCCAAGGGACAUACUUCGAGCACACAGAGUGUGGCCUACGGGUACCGCAGUCUGGCAUGUGAGGUUACUGGGGAAACGACACUGCGUGGGCCGCAGGACGACAACUUCAUUCCCAACGACGGCUGCGUGCGCUGUAAUGAGAAUGUUGAGGACGAUUGCAUCCGCCUCGGCAUGUGGAAUCGCUGGCACUCCGAGUGCGUUGAGUGUCGCAACUGCGGUGACAACGCGGCCAACGUCAACAUUGAGCACAGUCCCGGCGUGCGACCUUCGGCUGACGAGGACUCUCAUGAGGGCUCCACAACUCAUGCACCUGAACCGCCUAACAAGAUUCUCCAUCAGCGUCGGUUACCUCCUCGCGCCGGCGACUUUGUGUUCGAAUCUCCUCAGCAGAAGUAUGCCCCAGCCGACAUCGUGUGGUGCAACCUCCAUCGCACGGCCUCGGCCAUUCCAGGCUUCCAGUCGGUGUCUCGCCUCGAGCAGUUUGCCUUCCUGCUUCACGUCGCUCUUCGCCGUCUGUAUUUGCAUUUCAGGGAGCACCACCAUAUCUCAAGUGUGCUCACACGCCCCGAGUCACAUGAUGUCAAGCGCGUCAAGUCGGUCACGCUUGAUCGCAAACUGUCUUCAACCGCCCGGGUUCCGCAGCGCUCCACGGUCAUUGACAGCCCCAGGCCAAGGAUGGCAGAUGAGAAUGGUUACGUCGUGCCAGCGGCGAAAGAGCCGGUGGCGCCGAUCGUAAUGACCCCAACGGACUCGGAGCAUGGGUCGCAAGCUUCGACGGUCGAUGUCAUCCGGCCAGCAUUUGCGCGCAACAACACAUCGGUGCGGAUCUUGUCGGAGGCGCAAGAGCAGCCCCAUGACCAAUCUCUGCUCUCGAUGACGCAUGUCAACGAUGGCUUGUCACCACUCAUGGCUGAGAAGCGCUCAAAGGAACCAGACGCCAUCACCCUCAACGAUAUCCCGCUGCUGGCGCAAGCUCAACAGAAGGGCAGCAGGUUGGAUGCACAGCCCCUCGUGGCCGAGCUCAAGCCUCUGGAGGCGAUGGUUAUUCGCCACUUUGCUCUGCUGCAUUUGCAGAAGACUGGGUUGGGCCACUUGGUGGAGCCCGAGGAUCUCAUGGACAUGCUCGAGGUGCGCAGGGGUCAGUGGUGGAAUUUCAAGCUCUUCAAAAACAACGCCAAAAAGGACCAGAAGCGUAAGGGCAUAUUUGGCGUCCCCAUCGAAGUACUAGUGGACCGCACCGGAUCAGACUCGCAGCAGGGCAUUUCGCCUAACGUGCUACUCCGUGUGCCGGAGUUCAUUGAGGAGAUUACCGCUACUAUGCGGCAACAGGAUAUGGCAGUUGAGGGUAUCUUCCGUAAAAACGGCAACAUCAGGAGGCUUGCGGCCACUACGGAGAUGCUCGACUCAAACUACGGAAGCGUAAAUCUGUCUGAAGAGAAUCCGGUGCAGCUGGCUGCGUUGCUCAAGAAGUUCCUCCGCGAGAUUCCUGACCCCCUUCUUACCUUCCGGCUCCACAAGCUGUGGUGUGCCGCCGCAUCUAUGCCCAAUCCCCAGGACAGGAUUCGCUGUCUGCAUCUGUUGAUGAUGCUGCUGCCGAAGCCAAACCGCGACACGAUCGAGGUAGUUUUCGUUUUCCUUCGCUGGGUUGCAAGUUUCUCGGGCCAGAAUGAGGACUCUGGCAGCAAGAUGGACCUGGCGAAUCUCGCUACGGUCAUCACGCCCAAUAUUCUCUACGGCAAGGGUCAGCAGGCCCAGCGUGAGGAGAGCUUCAUCGCCAUCACUGCAGUCCAAACCCUACUGGAGAAACAGGACGAUUUCUAUCGCGUCCCGCCAGAACUCAACUAUGUGCUACAGGAAAAGGUCUCGAAGCUAUUUUCCAGGGACACGGAUCUGGCGCCGAAGGAGGUGUACAAACUCUGCCAGAAAUAUUACAUCAAGCGCGGACUGCAACAACCUCAUGGCCAGGGCGGAUCGCAGACAAACCUCCAAGCUAUCGGUAACCCCGGCAUGGCCCAGAAGCAAUCCUUCUCUGGCCCCUCGGGAGGUGGGCACCCGCGACCCCCCGACCCGCGGUUGAGCGCAGCGCAGUCGCCACAGCCUUACCGCAGCGACAGCUGGAACGACGAAAAGCCAGCCCCUUCCGAGGAGAGCAAUGCGACUUUGAGAGCGGCCCCUCCAGGCCCCGGAGGGUCAGACUCAAGACCAAUGUCGUGGGCCCAUGGACCGCCUCUAACGAGUCCCGGCAUGUCUGGCACAAGUACGCCGACGGGACACGCAACCGCUGUUACAAGCGCGAACCAGACUCCGAACGCGAACGUGUACAACGCCGCCAACCCGCCGACGGGGCUGACGAUGCCAAUGCCCACAAUAAACGGGCAACCCGCGCCGGCCGUCAUCUCGCCCGGCGGAACGUACGGGCAUGCAAUGCCAAUGCCCUCCCCGCAGUGGCGUGGACCAUUCCAGGGUCCGGCGAGCAACGGUUCGAGACAAUCAAGCCGGGGAUCAGCGCCGCCCUCGCCAGGGGUCGCAGCCGAUGAGCGUCGCUCGUUCCAGAUGGAGCGCGGACCCUCUCGCGACCGCCCGUAGCGCGAGGAAGCGUAUGAGUGCAGUAUAAGCAACAGGGUUUGAGCGCCAGCAGGAGCAGCGCCCAGCCACCCGGCCCCAUCUUGUGUCCCACCAUGCGUGCUCCUCGGUCCACGUCUUAUUAAUUUCUUUUUACGAUUUACGACUGCGCUGCCCCUGGCGCG